AUGACAGUGACCUAUUCGCUCGACGUGGCUUCUUCUUCGUUUUUCUGCUUAUACAAGUUGCUUUUUCGAUGGAAAGUGAGUGAAAUUCGUCAGGAAUCUGUGACUCAACAAAAACUUUUUUUGAGGGAUCAAUCUGGAAGUCAGUGUGGGCGGAGCUUGUCGUCUGGCUGAUCCUCUAUGCGAUCCUCAGCACCAUCUAUCGAACAGCGCUCUCGAUGAGUCAAAGGGCGUGAGUGACAAACUUCAAACUUGAAUAAUUUUGAAUAGACUCUGUUCAGAACUUUCGAAGACCUUUGCAUAUUUUUCGACACCUACUCCAACUUCAUUCCGAUCACUUUCAUGCUUGGCUUCUAUGUUUCUGCAGUGUUUACCCGUUGGUGGCAAAUCUUCGACAAUAUCGGAUGGAUUGACACGUAGGCGCAAAUGAAUGUAUAAUAAUGUUACACUGAAGUGGAUUUGUAAAGGCCGUGUCUCUGGAUAACCCAAUACAUUAAAGGAGAGACCGAAAGGGCAAAGUGUGUGAGGAGGAAUUGCAUCCGAUAUUCCAUUCUGACACAGGCUAUGGUGAGAAGAGUGUCACACUUCCACUCUGAACUUUUCAAAAGUUUUACAGGUGUACCGUGACGUGGCAGCAAGUGUCCGCAAACGAUUUCCAACGUUCAAUCAUCUGGUAACCGCUGGACUGAUGACCGAGAAAGAGAUGGAAGAGUUUGAAUCGAUUCCGAGUCCGCAUGCAAAGUACUGGCAGCCGAUGCACUGGCUCUUCUCGAUGAUUAGUCUGGCGAGAGAGGAGGGAAUGAUCGCCAGUGACAUCAUUUACGUGGAUCUCAUGGAGGUUUGUCCUAAACAAUCAUCUUUUUUGACUAUUGUUCAUCAUUUCCAGAAAAUGCGUCAAUUCCGUGUCAACAUUCUCUCGCUGACGCUCUUCGAUUGGGUGCCGGUCCCACUCGUCUACACCCAAGUCGUUCAUCUCGCCGUCCGAUCCUAUUUCAUCGUCGCGCUGCUCGGAAGACAGUAUCUGCAUCCGGAGAAAUCGAGAGUGCCCGAUUACAAGGAAACAAUCGAUCUCUACGUACCCAUCAUGUCCGUCCUUCAGUUCAUUUUCUUUAUCGGAUGGAUGAAAGUGGCCGAAGUGCUUUUGAAUCCGCUCGGAGAGGACGACGACGACUUUGAGUGCAACUGGAUCUUGGACAGGAACUUGCAGGUAAGCUGGGCCUAAGAAUUUAACUGAUUUUCCUCUUCCAGGUCGGUUUGAUGGUUGUUGACACCGCCUACAAUCGCUAUCCGACUCUCGAAAAGGAUCAGUUCUGGGAGGACGCCAAUCCCGAGCCUUUGUACACUGCGGAAAGCGCGAUGAGACCACUGAACCCUCAAAUUGGUUCUUGUGCAGAAAUGUAAGAAUGUGUGUCAAGAUGCGCAUUUCGAACUCCAUCCCGUUUAGGCCAACAGAAGAGGAGCCGUUCAUGGUUCGUCCGCGGCGCCGUACUCUUUCCAGAAUGUCCCGCUGGGACGGCGACAUGGAAGAUACGGACGUGAUUCCAGUGGUAGGUCUGAAGCAUCCGAGAGACGGCAGCAACUACGCAUCCGGAGAAUCGUUGGCUUUCUCGAACAGUUUUGUAAACGGCGGACGCAAACUGAGUGAAAUGUUCCGGAGAAUGAGAGCGGGCAGUCGGAUCGGCGACCGACAUCGGAAAAGACACUCGUCCGCACACGACUUCGAGAACGGCAUCGGAGCGUUCGGAGCAAAGUGAGUGUAUUUUUGUAUUGGCUCGACGAAAUCCAGUUUUCCGCAGAAAACACAGCGUCGACGACGACGUGGAUAUGUUCAGUAACAAGUUGAAUCAAGCGUCAGGCACACCGAAAACCGGCAGGCUCUGGAGUUCAAUGCCUCAAACACAAUUGGAAGAAAUGCUCAAGGUAGUUACAAUAGUCCCAUAUCUAUUAUCAACUGACUUUUUGAAGAAUCGUAAUCUCGCGGCUGCCCAUAAUAAUCAUCCAGUCAAAUAUGGUACAGACGGAAUGAAGGAAAGAGAAUUACCCGCUCCGACGCCUGUCACAGAUCACAUCGACCUACCACACUUGGUAACUCUCACCCCUCUCUCUCUCUCUCUAAUUAUAUAGUCAAAAUAUCUGAAAAUUCUCAGCCAGCCACUCCUUCGUGGUACAAUGACGGACUGUCGGUGAUCGCAGAAGAGGAGGAGGCGAAACGAAGAUCCAACACGGACACGGACUCUCCGAAAUCGGGCCGGCAGUCGAAAAAGUCGUCGACCGCCCGUCGUACUGAUCGCCGCCGCUCCAGCUCUUCGGGCAGCGAACUCGGCAAGUCCGGAAGGAGGGAACGGAAGAAGAGCGAGUAG
Caenorhabditis sp. 36 PRJEB53466 is the source of this 2357-nucleotide messenger RNA. Lineage: Eukaryota; Metazoa; Nematoda; Chromadorea; Rhabditida; Rhabditidae. The record is from the annotation of a GenBank genome assembly.